Molecule: messenger RNA, 858 nt
Organism: Chaetomium fimeti
Lineage: Eukaryota; Fungi; Ascomycota; Sordariomycetes; Sordariales; Chaetomiaceae
Product: inosine triphosphate pyrophosphatase
Exons: 5
Coding region: 249-824 (191 amino acids)
Biological process (GO): nucleoside triphosphate catabolic process
Cellular component (GO): cytoplasm
Molecular function (GO): nucleoside triphosphate diphosphatase activity
Source: RefSeq, a predicted model, not a curated record
UGAAUGGUUUGGCUCUCCUGGAAAUAUGCAGCAACCGGGGCGAAUGAAACUACCGAGUGUCCCCUGAAGUUGGUAAUUACUUCUGAUUACUCCGUCCAGCGAGAAUACCCCUCCUAUAACCCCACCCCGUCAGACGUACAUGGUAUCAAGAACAGGAACCCGAAAUCUCAACCCUUCAGUAGAAACAACCUCGACAACACAUCCUCUAACCCACAAAGAAAAAAGGCAACAGAACAUCAUCCCCCAAAAUGACGACCCCCACGGCAGCACGACACAUGGUCAACUUCAUCACAGGCAACACCAACAAGCUACGCGAGGUCAAGGCGAUCCUGGAGCCGGCCAUCCAGGUCGAGAGUCAAACCCUAGACUUGAUCGAGAUCCAGGGCACACUGGAGGACGUGACGCUGGACAAGUGCCGCCGGGCAGCCGAUCUGGUCGAGGGCCCCGUCCUAGUCGAGGAUACCUGCCUCUGCUUCAACGCGCUGAACGGGCUGCCGGGGCCGUACAUUAAAUGGUUCAUGAAGUCCCUCGGGCACACGGGGCUCAACAACCUGCUGGCGGCGUACGAGGACAAGUCGGCCAAGGCCGUGUGCACGUUCGCCUACUCGGCGGGCCCGGGCCACGAGCCGAUUCUGUUCCAGGGGAUCACCGACGGCAAGAUCGUGCCGGCGAGGGGGCCGGGGGAUUUCGGGUGGGACGCCAUCUUUGAGUACGAGGGGCAAACAUACGCCGAGAUGGACAAGGCAGCAAAGAACAAGAUCUCGCACCGCUAUCGGGCGCUGGCCAAGCUCCAGGCAUGGUUUGCAAAGGAGAUGGCGCCGUAGAAGAGUUGCGAAUCGGUCAACGGUGGAUGCAAAA